Molecule: messenger RNA, 3052 nt
Organism: Amoebophrya sp. A120
Lineage: Eukaryota; Dinophyceae; Syndiniales; Amoebophryaceae
Source: the annotation of a GenBank genome assembly
AGAUUUUUCUUCUGUCCCUUUUCAUCCCGAUUUCACACUGUGCGAGCGCUUUACGAAUAAGUAGCUCUUCGUCUUAUCACACCCUUCAACCAGUCUUGUCUGUGUUUGUACCGUUUCGCUCUGAUUCAUUGCGUUGCCCAUCUACAUUGCACGACGCUCCUUUUGGUUCGUUUUUACAAACAGGAACCAUGAGCCGAGGCAGUCAGAGACGCGGGACACUGGCAGCUCUGCCUUUCGGCAUCUCCGCCGCGACUGCAGCUGCACUGCCAGCCAUCGAAAGCGAGAACUUUCUGGCAAAGAACAAUCGCAAGAACCUCCGAAGAACGAAAACCAGUGCGCCCGAACGUUCGCACUCAAAGAACCACAAGCGAGCGUCGCUCCUACAAAGGGGUGUAGUGCAGACUCAACCACAUCCGCGGGAGGAAAUCGAAAAACGGUGCAGCUAUCACACCGGAAUAUACAACCGUGACUCUCCUGAUGAGAUUCAGAAGUUUGAAGUGUACAGCGUGAAAGAAAACGCAUCCUGGUGGUGUUGCCGGAGUUCACAAGCUACAAUGACACGACCGGGGAACCCCGCGUCGUGGAAAAAACCGCAGAGCUAUGUGAGGAGUUCGCCAGCCGCUCGGUCUUCGAAAAAAAACUCAGUAACAAAAUCAAGUGGGACGUUGUGGUUCCCUUGUUUCGCCCCGGAGCACAGUACAAGGAGGACGACGCGGAAACAGGCAGCCGCUACUUUUACUGGGGGCGGAAGGGCAGCGCCAACACCUGGGGCACGAGGACCAACGGCGACAGCAACAAGGGCAUGGUUUCGAGCAACGCGGGCACGCGAGCCACCAGCUUCCAGGUGAUGGACAGGAUCAUGGACGUGGUGGCCCACGUCGCCACCCAGCAAGUCAUCGUGGCGGGUCAUUCCGGCGGAGCCCAGUUCGUGCAGCGCUGGUCCCUGGUUUCUCAGAUGCACAUCCCAGAAGAAAAGGACUUCCGCGUGCAGUUGGUCUUCGGCAGCGCCAGUUCCUACGGCUACCUCGACCACCUGCGGCCCACGAAGGAGUGGAAAGCGUCGCAGUGUCUCGGCGGCAGUAAGAGCGCGUCCUGCUACGCGCCGGACCAAGUUCUCGGCGGUCCGUCAGCCAGCAAGUGGACCGCGAGCCUGCACGACCAGGUACCGGACGAAUUGAAGGAGGCAAUGCACCAAAAGGGUGCUGUGAGCGACAGGGAGGACAUUGUUGGCAACGCCACGUCUUACAUGCCUGUUCGCUCCUGGGAGGAUCUUGACAGGGAUCAGUGCCCGAAGCAGUUUUGGCCCGAGCUGCUUCGCAGCAAGAUGCAUUGCGAACAAACUCCCGCGGCCGGCAUUUUGUACGUGAAUGAUUAUUCCGAUGAAUCCGACAGGAUUAGUAUUGAGAAAGUGAUGGACGUGAGCCAGUAUCUGCGGACCGAGUACUUUCCCAGAUUUCAGACCCACAUUGUGAUUAACGAAGGCGACCGCUGUGCCUGCCUGGACAGCCCCGAGGGUUCCGCCAAGGAGAAAACUUUUGGCGAUUAUGUUCGCAACAAAGAGACGAACAACUACGGCAAUUGGAUUUUUCCCGACGACUACUGCAUACCGAAUUGAAAACACUUCUUACCCUUUCCGAGUCGAUGUUUUUAGGACCAAUCUUGAUGUUGCUUGAUUUUUAUUAUCCAGGCCGUGAACUAGAAUGGAAAAGGAAAUCGAAAUGGAUAUAAGAAUUAUUUGCGUCGUUAAUGAUGUAGCUCUUGUGCUGGUAGUUGUACUAGCAGCGCGAUCCGCUUGAUUCGUUCAAUAUCCCUGGUUUGUUGUGCAUUCAGACUCGGAGAGCAAAGGAGGAAGUGUUUUUUCCAGACGGAUACAUGACCCCCGGAAGCUUUUCCGAUACGUGGCUUGAUGCCUGCGCCUUUCCCAUCCAGGGCAAGCACGUGGACGCCCGGAAGCUUGCGUGGGCGCAGGGCCUCAGCCGGUACCAGCGAGGGUGGGCCUACUACUACUGGCUGCGCUUUCACGCCGGCGAUCGGUACCUUCCGGAGGAGGAAUUGCAGGCUUUGGAAAAGUAUUCCGUGAAGCCCGGUUUUGGGGACGACGACAACCUGGGGCAGCAGGACACGCAUGACAAUGAACUGUCGCGCGCUCUGGUGCAGUUUCACCACCAUUCCACUUUCCGCCACACCUGGACCAAUGCCAAAAGGCGCAUCCGAUACCUGCUCAAGCGUCGCAACUACCACCGAAACAAACCCCCGAACACGCGGAAAUCGAACCGGUACGCCGGCUACUACGCGAAGAAGCUGGGUGAGGUACGUGUCGCGCUGUCCGAGGAGGCGGUGACGGAGCUGGGCUCGGCGGCAGAGCUACUCGACGUUGCUCAAUUGACUGUCGAGGACAAAGUGGAGUCGCUCUUUCAGUAGAAGCGGCAGCGUCACAUAUCUUGCAUAAGAGUAAGGGAAAUAACACGACUAAAAGAAUUGCCAAACCAGGAUCUGCCCGUCACACAGCAUUCUCGUUUUCAAUUACAAGUUACCAUAGUUCAUUGCAUGCCUUUGUUCACAAGUGUUAACAUCACACAUCCUGCGCAUUAAGAGUAGCAGAAACUUUCAUUUUCCCCGCAAUCUUCCCGACCGACAGACGAAAUUAAGACCCACUACUUUUCUUCUUCCAAGAAAGGAUGUCGAGUUCGGAACCCGAACAACCUGCCGAAGUGGUAAGAUUUUCCUUUCCACAACUCAAAUGUGCCUUGUCAUCUGACGUACAAUAUUUUCAUUAUUUUCCAGGAGAAAAACAAAAAGCAAUAUUCGACAAGGACAACCCCGAACAAGAUGCUGAAUAUGUUUUCCCAUCUGUAACCCCAUACGUAGGACAAAAUUUUUUUUCGUGUUUAUUGAGCCUCAUCGUUUUUAAUGCCGCAGUGGGUGCGUGUUCAAGGGAUUGGGAUUCGAAAUCGAAUUCGAUCGAGUGAUAACUCAUGAGGGAUUGUGUUUCGUCGCCUCGUCGGCAAUAGCUUUCUAUUCUCUCUUCGUACUUUCCGGUGAAGCAGUGUCG